ACCGUACCGCAUGCGCAGAAGAGGCAGCCCCGCCUUCAGCCCUCACUCCGUCCCUCCCUAUCCCGACUCCUCUCCCAUCCUUCUCGCGUUCCCCUCCCGUGCCACCCGCCGCCGCGCCGCUCUCCCCCCUCCCCCGCCGCUUCUUCCUGUCUGUGCCAUGGAUGGCGUGGAUCUGACGAGCUUCUUUCUUCUGGUAUCACUAACGGGCCUUUUACCAUGAGCAAUUCUACUCCAGCUACAGCUAAUGGGAAUGACAACAAGAAAUUUAAAGGAGACAGAUCUCCCUGCUCCCCUUCUCGUGUCCUUCAUCUUCGUAAAAUUCCAAAUGAUGUCACUGAAGCAGAGGUCAUUUCAUUAGGUCUCCCUUUUGGCAAAGUAACCAAUCUCUUGAUGUUAAAAGGAAAAAGCCAGGCUUUCUUGGAAAUGGCUUCCGAAGAAGCUGCUGUUACUAUGGUGAACUAUUACACUCCUGUUACACCUCACCUCCGCAGUCAGCCUGUUUAUAUUCAGUAUUCCAAUCACAGAGAACUGAAAACUGACAAUCUGCCUAAUCAGGCUAGAACCCAAGCUGCGUUGCAAGCAGUGAAUGCUGUGCAGUCUGGAACCCUAGCCCUUACAGGUGCUCCUGCUACUGAGGGUGGACUCCUUCCAGGUCAAAGUUCUGUUCUCCGAAUUAUUGUUGAAAACCUUUUCUACCCUGUCACUUUGGAAGUGCUGUAUCAGAUUUUCUCCAAGUUUGGAACUGUCUUGAAGAUUAUCACCUUCACAAAGAACAAUCAGUUUCAGGCCUUGCUUCAGUAUGCUGAUCCAAUGAAUGCACAUUAUGCCAAAAUGGCUUUGGAUGGCCAGAAUAUCUACAAUGCGUGCUGCACUCUACGUAUUGACUUCUCCAAGUUAACAAGCCUUAAUGUAAAAUACAACAAUGACAAAAGCAGAGACUUCACUCGCCUUGACCUUCCUUCUGGCGAUGGCCAGCCCUCCCUUGACCCCAACAUGGCUGCCACUUUUGGCACCCCAGGAAUAAUUUCUUCACCAUAUGCCGGGGCUGCUGGAUUUGCCCCAGCCAUUGGCUUUCAUCAAACUGCAGGUCUUUCGGUCCCAUCUCUUCCCGGAGCACUUGGUCCUCUCGCAAUCACCACUUCUGCAGUGACUGGACGGAUGGCUAUUCCUGGAGUUGCUGGUGUUCCAGGAAAUUCUGUUUUGCUUGUCAGCAACCUCAAUCCUGAUGCUAUCACACCUCAUGGGCUCUUUAUCCUAUUUGGUGUCUAUGGUGAUGUACAUCGAGUAAAGAUCAUGUUUAACAAAAAAGAAAAUGCUUUGGUUCAGAUGGCGGAUGCAACCCAGGCUCAACUAGCCAUGAGCCACUUAAAUGGGCAGAGACUUUAUGGAAAGGUGCUCCGUGCAACUCUUUCAAAGCAUCAAACUGUUCAGCUUCCUCGUGAGGGACAAGAGGACCAAGGUCUGACUAAGGACUAUAGCAAUAGCCCGCUACAUCGCUUUAAGAAGCCCGGAUCUAAAAACUUCCUAAAUAUCUUCCCUCCAUCUGCUACUCUGCAUCUUUCCAACAUUCCACCUUCAGUUACUGUUGAUGACCUGAAGAACCUUUUUGCAGAUACUGGAUGUACUGUGAAAGCCUUCAAAUUCUUCCAGAAAGAUCGGAAAAUGGCUCUCAUCCAGUUGGGCACUGUGGAAGAAGCAAUCCAGGCUCUCAUUGAGCUUCAUAAUCAUGACCUUGGGGAAAACCAUCACCUCAGAGUUUCUUUCUCCAAAUCUACAAUCUGACUUUUCUCUGAACUUUCCUAUUAAGACUGCACCACAGUUUCAGUAAAACCUUCAGACAGAGACUGAAACAGCUAAGACCAACUCUUGCCUCUUAAAAACAAAAAAAAGAGAGAAAAGAAAAGAAACUCACGCUGAGUUUGGUGUUCAUGUGUAUUCGUGUACACAGUAAAGAAUCAAGGGAUGAUCUUUUCAUUUGUUUUCUGCCAUUAAUGUGGUCAUAGGUUUAAUAUUCCUCCAGAAACAGUUUCUUCUAUAGAAUUAAUCUUUAGCAACAAUAUUUAUAGUCAAAUUCCCUCCUUUGAAUUAUAUUUCAGGAACACCCUUUUAGUUUUUGUUCCAAAUUAGCCUUACACAACAUUUCCAAGCCUCUUUAAAAUAUACCAUUGAAAGAAUGCUUCAGAUGAAAUACUAAAUCUACUCCUCUGUACGGACUAAACACUAAUUUAAAUGUGAAAGAGUGCUUGAGUUUCUCAAUGGAAAGCAAGCUUAUACAAUGAAUAUCUAUUGAACAAUAUUUAUUUUAUUGAAUGGUAUAUCCAUAUUUUGGAUGGUCUUUCUGAAUAGCUUAUGCAUUUUUAAAAAAUCUGCAAUUGUUUGUGGAGGUGAAAUUAUUGGAGGAAAGGCAGUGCCUUGUCUCUCCCUGGAGUAAAGUAAAAUCGAAAUAAGUGAGAUCUUUUGAAAUGUGGUAUCAUUGACGCUUGUAGCUAGGAAUAGAAUUAUGGAAUGAGAGCUUCAGAUUGAGUUUUUUACCAUGAAAUGAUGUUGUGUAAUAUAACUUUGGAGCAAUUGAAAGGAGAAAAUAGUCCUGAUUUCACACAGUUUUUAACAUUUCUUUUCAGAAAAAAAAAUGUUUACAGUCUUAAGGAAAAUAUUCAGGUCUAUCAUAUGGUUUGACAAAUUUUUAAAAAGUUAUUUUUGGUAAGGUCAUCUUUAGAAAAAAAAAAAUCAACCUCAAGGGGUUUUUGUACCACUAUAAUCUCUAAUACUUAAAUCAGAAUUACUGUGUAUUUACUUAAUUUCUUAUUACGUGCCUUAUUAUGUGCUUAUGAUACAAUAGCUUAGAGUUUUAUCUAAAGUAUCUUGAAAACUGUAUUGUGGGCUUGGUGAGAGAUUUUUUUCUUGAUCGAUUAGUUUUUAAGUGUGUUCAUUGUGAUUUUAAAAAUGUUUUUUCAAUAAGUAAUAGUCUGAAUUCAAAUUUUUGGUGCUUUGGUGUAGAGAUGGGGAGGUGGGAAGAAGGAUAACUCAGUGCACAUCCUGUAGGCCUCUUCAAAUUUACCUGGUUACAGUUGGCUGACACCAAUAUUUGGCUGUAAAAAAUGAAUUCCAGUUUCUGGAUCUUAUCUAAUGUUUCAUAAUAUUUUGUCUCAGGAUUCCUUUUUUUCCCCUCAGUACUGAGUUUACAGUACUAAAAGGUUGACUUGCUUUCCUUCAUAAAUAUCAUAAAUUCAAUACUGAAUGUCCACUUCUGUUUGGAGAGCAAGUUGAGAUGCAAUUCUUACUAUUUUUGUUGAAUGUAGGUAUAAAUUUUAAAGUUAUUUCUAUGAUUGUAUUAAACAAUGUUAAUUUUUUUAUAAAAAGAAAAUCCUUUUUAGAAGUUAUGUCCGCAGAAAUUUGAUCGCGUUUUUAAAGAACUAUUCCUCUCAAACAUAAAUGGUUGUUUAUUUCUGCUUUUGUAACUGCUAUGAAAGUAGAAGAGAUGUAAAGUUUUUCUGCUGUAA
Messenger RNA from Gopherus flavomarginatus (Mexican gopher tortoise), 3500 nucleotides. It is a transcript of the gene PTBP3, whose product is annotated as polypyrimidine tract binding protein 3. Gene Ontology annotation, cellular component: nucleus. The transcript has 14 exons. Bases 217 to 1782 code for a protein of 521 amino acids. The record is from RefSeq and is a predicted model, not a curated record. Gene Ontology annotation, molecular function: mRNA binding. NCBI's taxonomy places the organism in Eukaryota, Metazoa, Chordata, Testudines, Testudinidae. Gene Ontology annotation, biological process: mRNA processing; regulation of RNA splicing.